UCACCUUCCCUGAAGAUCUCCACUGUGCCAAGGUCACCAUCGUCCCCGAGGAGCGAUGCCGGCGCGUCUACCCGGGUUCCAUCACCUCCAACAUGGUGUGCGCCGGGGAGCACCGCAACCGCGCCGACUCCUGCCAGGGCGAUUCCGGGGGACCCCUCGUGUGCGACGGACGUCUGCAGGGCAUCGUCUCGUGGGGUCCGGGUGUCUGUGGGGACCCCCAAAAACCCGGCGUCUACGUCAACCUCUGCAAAUACACCCGGUGGAUCCAUGACACCAUGAGAAGGAACUGAACCUCCCCUCU
Phasianus colchicus (ring-necked pheasant) is the source of this 301-nucleotide messenger RNA. The record is from RefSeq and is a predicted model, not a curated record. Lineage: Eukaryota; Metazoa; Chordata; Aves; Galliformes; Phasianidae.